CCCUGACUGGGCGCACAAUGAUGAGGAUCAGUAUGUCGGGGAGGGCGAAUCCAGUCAGCCUGACAUCUUCAGGGCCCUCUCUGACUACAAGGACGCGGAGACCAUCACAGAUGUGUGCAACAGCACCGACUUGCCCGAAUUUGAGAUUAUCAGCCUCCUGGAGGAGCAGCUGCCAGUUUAUCGCUUGCGGGCCGACACGGUUUACGGCUACGACCACGAUGACUGGCUGCACACGCCCCUGCUGGCCGCCGACGCCCCGCUCGACCUGACCACCGAGCAGAUAGAAGAGACGCUCAAAUACUUUUUGCUGUGUGCUGACAGAGUGGGCCAGAUGACAAAGACCUUCAGUGACAUUGAUGCCGUCACACGUCUUCUGGAGGAGAAAGAGAGAGAUCUGGAGUUGGCUGCAAAGAUCGGCCAGUCUCUCCUGAAGAAGAAUCGCGUUCUGACUGAGCACAACGACUAUCUGGAAGAGCAAGUGGGACAAAUCACUGAAGAGGUGGCCCAGCUGCACCAUGAAUUGAACCUGAAGGACGAGCUGCUGCAGUUUUACACCAAUGCGGCCGACGAGAGCGAGGAGGAGUCCGGCGGAUCGCCAACGGGUAAGAGGAGUCGGGUGGAAGCUGCCGCGGGAGGUUUCCUGAGCGACACCCUGCAGAGGAAACUCAAGGAGCUGGAAGAAGAGAACCUGUCGCUCCGCUCAGAGGCGAGCCAUCUCAAGUCCGAGACCGAGACGUACGAGGAGAAGGAGCAGCAGCUCGUCAAUGACUGCGUGAAGGAACUCAGUCGGUUUCCUCCAUUUGUCGACUUUGCGUGUCGUUGCUGGGAACAAACUUUGAAAACGACAACUUUUCCCCCCGCAGGGUUGUCCAGUCUUCAAAUCUCGACCAUCGCGGAGGAGCUCGCGCGCAAGACCGACGACGCCUCCCGACAGCAAGAAGAGAUUACGCACCUCCUCUCCCAAAUUGUCGACUUGCAGAAGAAAGCCAAGUCUUUUGCCGUGGAGAACGAAGAGCUCUCUCAGCAUCUGAUCGCGGCCAAAGAUGCGCAAAGGCAGCUCACCGCCGAGCUGCAAGAGUUGGAGGAGAAGUACUCAGAGUGCAUCGAAAUGCUACACGAGGCCCAGGAGGAGCUGAAGAACUUGAGGAACAGGAACUACGCCGUGGGAACGCCCAGACGCUUCCAUCCGCUCGGAUUGUACCCCAUGGAUUCCCUGGCUGCCGAGAUUGAGGGAACCAUGAGGAAGGAGCUGAGCCUGGACGACCCCGACUGUGAGCAGCAAAAGGUCCACCGCAAGCGUGUUUUCGAGACGGUCAAGAAUGUGAACCAGACAGCGCGUCGGCGUUCUGUGACCCCGACCGGCGGCAACAUUCCGGGCUCCAACCAGUCCUUGUCCUCGCGCACGUCGCCCAUGUCCAGCGGGCUCAGCAGCCCCCACUCCAGCCUGUGUGGAGGCGACCUGGGCGGGGACGGCGUCGCCCUGGACAACCGCGCUCAGAGCAUUCUCAUGGAGACGGCGUCCAAUCAGGAGAGGAACGCAGACAGCCGAGAGAAGAAGGCAAGCGGCGCUGAGGAUUUGCGUCUGGCCCUGCGCCGCCUGUCCCUGCGGCGUCAGAACAACCUGAGCGAGCGGCGCUUCUUCGAGGAGGAGCGGGAGCGGCGGCGAGGUGUCGGCCUCCCUGACGCCGCCGGCCAGGGGAGCGUCAUGACCCCCUCGGAAAGCAUCAUGUCGCUGGGGAACCUCCACCUGUGGGCCUCUAGGGGGCCCUACCUGCCCGACAAACUGCAGAUUGUCAAGCCGCUGGAAGGCUCGGCCACCCUCCAUCACUGGCAGCAAUUAGCCCAGCCGCAUCUCGGGGUGAUUCUGGACGCCAGGCCGGGGGUCGUGUCUAAAGGGUACCGACCCCUCGAACUGGAGCUUGAACAGGUGUAUUCUUGGGGGAGCUUGGAGGAGGACGAAGCGGGAGAGCAGUACUUCCAGAAUCUGCCCACCACCUCCGCUUUGGCCUCCCCGGCUCUGCCCUGCACCUCCUCGAGCCUGGGGCAGCCCUCGCCACGCUUGACUCCACCCUCGCCAUCCCCGUCGCCACACCUCAGCAACACUGAUGCGCUCGCCGCAUACUAUCCAGGUAAAUGCAUGGCCCAUACAAGCUCCACCUACACCUUCACAACCUGCCGCAUUCUGCAUCCGACUGACGAGCAGACGCGGGUCACGCCCAGUUUGCACGCCAUCCCUGCGUCGUCCUCCUGCGUAAUGACCAGCUCUCUACUGGGCACGCCCGCCGCAACACCCUGCACGCCCCGCAGGCUCAGUCUGAGGCCGUCAGAGUCGUCAACAAAUCUCAGAGAUGCCACGCGGACCACGAGCACUUGCCUGGGCCUAGUGCGCCUCCUACAGGAGAGAGGCAUUUCUGCAGCCAUGUAUCACCAGAGUCAGGGAUUGGAUGCCAGUCAGGCCAACCAGGGGCUUUUAUUCAGCACUUCCAUUACUCCUACCAGACCCCCCGAGCCCGAGCCGUUGCGUCCCUCCACCCCUCCGAGCUCCCCCACAGGACAGGGGCCUUCAGCCAUAGCGACCUCCCUGGGCUUUGACUUCAAGAGCCCCUCUUAUGACAACUUCCUGGCUUCGAAGCCGGCGCGGUCCAUCCUGAAGGAGGUGACGGGAAGGACGAGGGGCCGACAGAAGGGGCGGGACUGCGAGAGCCAGACCGACGUGAGCGUGACCGUGCACAACCUCAACCUGCUGGACAAGGUGAAACGGCUCGGGGUGGCCGGGGCGGCGGGGGCCCGAGCAGCCAGUCCUGGGCCCAUACUUGGGGGGCCUCUGGGUGGGCUACGCAGAUCAGGCUCCCCCUUCGGGCCGGACGGGAUCAGACGGAACCGGAGUUAUCCGGCCAGCAUGGCCAUGAAAGCUCCAGGUCCUCCAGAGUAAGAUUGAUUACUGAUGUACAUAUGAGCAAGGACUGGCUGCUGGUCAGUCACAUGCUCACCGUUUGAUAAAUACGUAGAGAAAAUGACUUCUUCUGAGCAAAUGAAUAUACUUUGUAGACAUCAUAGCGCUACAAGUGACGCACGCGCCUCAAAUCACUCCAACGUUGUUCCGUGACACCACGAUGGUGCUGAAGUUGGACUACUGGAUGAGACAAAGCUUUGUUCUGACCACAAAAACAAUUGAGUCGUUUUUAGUCGUCCCCCCCCAGUUCUUCCUGUUGUAGGUAAUCGCUUUCAUGAAGUCGAGCUGGGUCCACAUCUUUUUGUUUCGAGAAGUGAGAUUUGUAUUCUUUACUCACUGUUUUAUCAUUGUUAUUUUCAUAACAAGAUGCAUCAUUUUCGUUGUUUUAGAUGCCAAAAUAUAAGGUAUGACCUUCCCAAGUUUUUUUUCUUUUUUUGUCCUACACAGAUGAAACACAAGAUGGCAGCAUGUCUCCUUGAUUGGAAACUCACACACAGUAUUUGAUGAGUUGUGCAGUCGCUCGACAUGUGAGUCUUAUUUUCACACUAGGUUGCUUUUUCCAUUACAAACAGGAAGCAGAAGAAUGUACUGUCCACGCCAUACCUCGAGAUUAGUUUGACAUUUGAGUAUUGAGAUCCUCAUUGUAAGUUCACUGAAGUUGUCCAACAUUCGAGCCGAUCCCAGUCAACUUUGGGCAAGAGGCGGCCUACAUCGGCGACCAUUCACACUCAUAACCAC
Messenger RNA from Hippocampus comes (tiger tail seahorse), 3691 nucleotides. It is a transcript of the gene trak1b, whose product is annotated as trafficking protein, kinesin binding 1b. The transcript is spliced from 17 exons. Gene Ontology annotation, molecular function: GABA receptor binding; myosin binding. Gene Ontology annotation, cellular component: dendrite; cytoplasmic vesicle; mitochondrion. The record is from RefSeq and is a predicted model, not a curated record. Gene Ontology annotation, biological process: neurogenesis; vesicle transport along microtubule; mitochondrion distribution. The coding region runs from base 332 to 2932 and encodes 866 amino acids. Lineage: Eukaryota; Metazoa; Chordata; Actinopteri; Syngnathiformes; Syngnathidae.